CGGCGGACACUCUCGUGUUAAUUGCCGCGGGUGAUUAAUUAGAACACAGCAUUAAUUAGGAAAAAUUCCCCCAUGCAACAUGGAGAGUAUAUAUAAAGUAAGCGGCGUCCGGUCUUCGUCACAGCAAGAUUGGACUGCGGUGAUCUGACAAAAAGAAAACGCAAUGAGGACCCUACUUUCUCUACUCGCCGUCACUUUGGUGCUUGCUUGCGUAUCCUGCACAUACCCAGGUUACAUGGGCGGAGGAAUCCAGGCUGGGUACAUGCGAGGACCUAUGGGUGCCAUAGGUGGAUACAGAUACGGUGCAAUAGGCGGAGGAUACCCCAUGCCUUACGGCGGAGGGAUGUACGGGGGCGGAAUGUACGGGGGUGGAAUGUCCGGGGGUGGAAUGUACGGGGGGUACCCCUCAAUGUACGGCGGCGGAAUGUAUGGGGGCGGCGGAAUGUACGGGGGCGGCGGAAUGUACGGGGGUGGAAUGUACGGGGGCGGAAUGUACGGGGGAGGAGGUUAUGGAGGUUACCCUUCAAUGGGCGGCGGUGGAUACAGAUACAAGAAGAACUAUUACUAAGACGUUUUAAGACACUGUGUGACCUCCCUUGACGACGACCGACUUACAUUUGUUUGUGUUAUGUUAUGUGUAGAAUAUCUUAGAAAAUAAAGCAUUUCUUUAAGAAACAAGAA
Molecule: messenger RNA, 681 nt
Organism: Magallana angulata
Lineage: Eukaryota; Metazoa; Mollusca; Bivalvia; Ostreida; Ostreidae
Product: acanthoscurrin-2-like
Exons: 3
Coding region: 164-568 (134 amino acids)
Source: RefSeq, a predicted model, not a curated record